UGCCUGCGAAAAGUCAUUUGUUUAUAAGCAAGGGAAAGCUCUUUGCAGUCUAUAAUUUGUGUACAGCGUUAUGAUUGUUUAAUGAUUGGAGUGUCAGUACGGCAUAAUUUUCGCUAUUGUGUUACGUAUAAGAAGUUGUGUGCUGUAGGUUUUGCUUCACGAAAAUGUGAAUCACAUCUAAGAAAUGCAAGACUGUCCCUGUUCGAGAACAUGCAUGUGCUGUUUGUUGAAGCCUGGGAAGCAAAACAAGAAUUGUGAGCAAAGCAAGUUUGAAAACAAGGGCAAGCCCCUCAUACACAUGGCAUCUAUUUCACAUCCUGUGUAACACGUAUGAGGAUAAGUGACUUAUUUGUAAUUGAGUCCUAAUGCAAAAUAAAAGUUCGACCAGAACAGUUCAUAUUAACCUGUCGAGUGCAGUGGAGUACCCACACACUCAGCUCGACACACAACCGAAGGAAUCUUAUAUAUUUUGUAGAACGUCAAAGUGUCCUCCAACUCAUGACGAAGUCUGCUAUCUUCUUGAAACAGAAGCGGCUAAGAGAAACCAACAUACACCCUUUAGAAAGAAUAACAUUCUACUUUUGAUGAUAUCAGGUGAUAGCAGUCUCUCUCUUUGCUAGUGGAAUGUUGCAGAUGAGUUAGAAAGGAUCUCUUCAUGAAUGUAUGGUUCUGCCAUUAGCAGAAAUUUUGUAGCUGUAGCGUAUGUUGCCAUCACCUGGUGCAAGUGCAGGGCGGCUGCUGGCACGGCUUUGGGUGGGUGAUCCUCGGCCGCCAGGCUGCUCUCCACCACCUGCGCCACAAACUGUCAGUCGUGGCACUGAGACAACACCUCCAAGGCAUACCCAUCGUCCAUUUGUGUGUGGCCACUGCGGUAAGGCUUAUGCACAGUCAUCACACCUAGCACACCACGGACGUACACACACCGGAGAGCGUCCAUUUGCAUGUCAGUUCUGUGGAAAGACAUACAUGCAGUCAUCACAUCUGACCCACCAUCGCCGCACUCAUACUGGCCAACGUCAGUUUGUAUGCAAGGUAUGUGGGAAGUCGUACUGCUAUUCAUCUCACCUAGCAGUACACACAAGGACACACACAGGUGAAAGGCCCUUCACAUGCCAACAGUGCGGGAAGACUUUCGCACAAUCAUCGCACCUGUCACAUCACCGCCGUACUCAUACAGGAGAGAGACCAUUUGUGUGUAAGGAAUGUGGGAAGUCAUACAUGUACUCAUCACAUCUUGUAGUACAUCGACGGUCUCACACUGGUGAAAAACCAUUUAUUUGUCGAGACUGUGGUAAGGCAUUUGCAGAAUCAUCAAAGUUGGCACAACAUUCACGUACUCACACAGGAGAACGUCCAUAUUCCUGCUCAGAAUGUGGCAAGACCUACUCUCAUUCUUCACAUCUUGCUGCCCACCGCCGCACACAUGGUGGUGUGGAGGAUGAAAGGGCAUUUGCUUGCCCUUGCUGCCCUCGAGCUUUUGCUGCAGCUACAAAAUUGGCUGAGCAUGCCAGAUCACACCUUCAGCAGCAGCAGCAGCAGCAGCAGCAGCAUGGCCACAGUACAACUACAUUGUCAUCUUGCAAGGUGUGUGGAAAAGCUGUUACAAGAAGCGCUGAUUCUCCUGCAAGUGAUAUCCCCCCCGUCUGCCAAGAAUGUGAGGAAAAAGCAUUUUCACAUUGCCUUGCUUUGUCGUGGCAUGCUCAUAUGCAGACACAGAAUGGAGAACGCCUGAAGUUGACUGUAACAGCAACACAACCAGCACUCACACUGCCACGUCCAGCAACUGCAACACGCUGAGAAUGUUAUAAUCAGACGAAUAUCUUAUAUGUCUAAUCUAUGAUGUUUUUGGAUAUGAUUACUACAAACUAUCAGGCAAUUUCAGAACCCCUCCAAGUGCAUUUUUUAACAAUCUGUUACUUACCAUAAUUGAUUAUUUCUUCUUAAGAAUGGUGGGGGAUAAGGUUAUUGACCACCUAAUUUUUGUGCAUCAUUUGUAACAAAAAGUGUAUUGUGGAAGUCAAGAAUUGGCUUGUAAAAAUACUUAAACAUUGUGAGCUGGAUGCAACAUAAUUUUACAAUAAAAUAAUUGCAGAUACUGUUGUAAAUACGUGUAAUAAAUGUUUUCUCUGUGAAAGUACUGUUCUUGGUGUUUGUGUUGCAACAUUAUUUUACUUGUUUACACACUGGCUGGGAAAUGUAAUUUCACUGCCUGUAAUUAAGAAUAAAGGAAAAAUACUUAUUGAAAAAGAAUACUUCAGAAAAUGUGAAAUAGCCGUAUAAACGGCACACAAAAAUUUGACUGGAUUGACAGGUAUGGUAGGAAGUUGCAUUCAAACAAAACUAAUUCUGAGAGCUUCAGUGUCUUGUGUUUUAACGGCUGUCACCAGGCUCACUUUUGCUUUAGACCGAAAUCCUCUUAGAUUGCAGUGAAGUGUUCACUGUUCUAAACCUUCAUAUGAGUUUAAAUUGUUUUCUGAAUUUGAACUUCAACCCAAAUUUAUGCCAUUCUCAUUUGUUACUCCACCACCUAUUAUCCUAGAACAUUUUGUGGAAAUAUUAAUAUAUCAAAAGGCUAAUUUUGGAACAGUGUGUUAAUCUGCUACAAAGGUUUAAAAAGAAUGCAACUUUUGUGUAACGUGCAAUUUAGCCUUAUUCUUAGUAUUAAUUGUUUUCUAUCAUUAUUCCAUUAUAUGUAUGGAAAGCUUCAUAAUCCGAAGAAAAUUCCUUAUACUUCAUGUUUUAGGACAUAGAUAAUUUAUAACCAGCUGUAUGAUGACUAAUGAGCUGAAUAAUUUCCUCAUACUUGAUUAUUUAACUGCCCAUAUUUAUUGUGUGUGUUUCUCAUGUACAAAAGUAAUUGUUUCUACCUCUGUAAGUAAGUCCAUAAACUAAAAGUAAAUACUUACAUAGGCCCUA
Messenger RNA from Schistocerca americana (American grasshopper), 2916 nucleotides. Its product is annotated as zinc finger protein 239-like. Lineage: Eukaryota; Metazoa; Arthropoda; Insecta; Orthoptera; Acrididae. The record is from RefSeq and is a predicted model, not a curated record. The transcript is spliced from 5 exons. Bases 703 to 1797 code for a protein of 364 amino acids.